Caenorhabditis auriculariae is the source of this 1047-nucleotide messenger RNA. The record is from the annotation of a GenBank genome assembly. NCBI's taxonomy places the organism in Eukaryota, Metazoa, Nematoda, Chromadorea, Rhabditida, Rhabditidae.
AUGGUCGAUGGUGUGCCACAUCCGCCGACGGACUUUUUCGCGCCAACGGUCGGAGGCGCCAUUCUCAGAGGUCACCCUCUGACGAGCCUUUCAAAUGUUUCGUUUUGAGUUUGAUAUCGCCAGAAAAAAACUUGAAACCGCGAAAAAUCUUUUUUUCUACACAAAAAUUGAAAUAUCCUACUUUGAGUAUUUUUUUCAUAAAUCAAAAAAAAAGAACAAUUUUUCCUGAAUUUCAUCAAAAUAACUGUUCUACUCGACCUAAUUACGUUUCAGAAUUCAAAAAUUUUGGCGCGAGGUUUCGAAUUUUGGCGCGAGGUUUCGAAUUUUGUCUCUUGCGUCUUUUGGAAUGUUCUGAAACAUUCAUUGUUCCGUUUCCAUUCGGCUCAGCUAUGAUUCAGAGCGAUGGCAACAAUAAAAAAAAUCACCGGAAUAAUGAACUGGGAGAUAGAGAAAACUCGAAAAGAUAGAUAACUCCGAAGUUCAAACUUCUAGCUUGAAUUUUCCCAGCGAACGACGAGAAAAAGUUCCAGAUUGAUCGAAUUGAAAAAAAGCAUAGAAAAGCUUUGAAAGGAAAUGCAAAAAUUUUUCCAAUAGGCAGCAAAAAUCGACAAUGAAGAAACUUCGAAGACUCAAAAAUUUUCGAGAAGAAAGAUUCGAAAAAAAUGAAUGGGCAAAAUGAAAAAUUGUCUUUUUUUGAGUUCCGAAAUCAUUUAGAACUUUUUUCUGUUUUUUUGAAGUUUAAUACAAAGAAGAGCACAAAAAACGGAAUUCUUCAAAGUUUCAGAGAAGAAAUUUUUGAUUUUGGACUAUUCUGUUCAGAGAAAAAUGUGAAGCAGAAAAUAUUCGAAACUGUGAAACAAACAAAGGAGAAGAACUACUACGUACGAAUUGCGAAACGGUCGAAAAACAGGGAAAAAGAUGGAAGACGACCAUCCUUUCACACAGAAACGUGACCAGUCCCGGGCAGACCGGAGAGCCCAAUUCGAGCAGCCGUUCCCCACCGAGACAGCCAAAAUAAUGAAUGAAAUGGAGACACGCCCAUUCUGA